UUUGACAUAUACAAUUUGGGAGACCGUAAAACAGAAACUCCCUAAUUCAGCGCCACAUCAUACCAAUCGAGGCGCUUUCCUCUUUUAUUUAUUUCGAUUUUUUAUUCUCUGAAAGUUUUCAAUUCAAAAUAACGUUCAUAUUUUUGCUUUAAUCAACGGAUCUGUCGCCGCCGACAGGAGAGGGAGAGAGUGCUCGAGAGAGAAGGGGGAAGACGCCAUGAUCCGCACAGAAAAGCUGGGUAGGAAGGUUUCGAGUUCGGCUAAGGUAAAGAAGCUGGAAACUAAGAGGGUCAGUCCAAUGAACCCUCUCUGUGACCUCAACUUCCCGUCCAUUCCUCCACUUCAAGCGUCAGCUGAGGCCCAAAGAAGAGGAUGCUUCCGCUUCUGCCGCCCCAAUUCCUCCACCAAGGCGGACUCGUUUCUGAGAUCCCAAUGUCAGCCCCGAACUCCAAAAUCAGCUCCCCCAAGCUCGAGAAACCUCUCCUCGAAAGCCAUCCCUAGUACCUCCUCAUUCAGGAACAAAAAUCGUCCAAAACCGAUCUGUGAGAACCCUCAGAACCUCAGAUUGAAGAAGCCAGCGAAGCCAAAUACUCCAGAUCUUCUUCAUAAAUCGAAAAAGCGAAGACCUGUUAUGACAGCGCACACCGGAGUUACAAAACCUGAAUCCAAUUUUAAGAUGGAUUUUAAGGCGAAAAAUGUAUUUCUUGUGGAUUCUGCUCGAGAAAUUGCAAAACCUGAACCCAUUUGCAAAAUGAAUUCUACUCGAGAGAGAGCCAUUACGCCUGAAGGGAUUAAGCCUGUUUCUGAGGGAAAGCCACAGCUUUCAGCAACUCCUCCAUCGAACUCCACGCCUCCCAUUCAGGCUUCGAUAUCUCCAGAGGUCUCCUGUGCCUUCUCUGUAACUCCGACACCAGUGUGUUUCGCUACAGGGCAUGUCAUGGCCGGUGUCGAAGACCGAAGGAAGUGCAGACCUCGCGGUAUUCUAACCAUAGGGGAGCAGCAGGAUAAUCUAUCUCGGGUUUCUUCAGCUCCGCCUCUUGUUGAAGCUUCUGUUUGCUGGUUUUCUUCACCCCUUGAGGUUAGAAAUGGAAGUGGCGGGGAUUCCUCUUGUUCUAAAGUUCGAACUUUUGAUUUUCCUGAUGAAGCUUCUGUAAAUUGGCUUAAGUCUCCUCGAGAUGUAGCACAGAUAGAGAUCGAGUCUGGUUUGGUAAAGACGAAAUCUUCCAUUUUGGAUGCAGGGUUUGGAGUCGAAGAAACCCCAUCAUCUUACACUGGCAUUCUAAGAACUCCUUCGAGUGGUAGUGUUAGUCCUUUUUCUGUAAUUGUACAACGGGCAGAAGCAUCUUCUAGGCCCCAAGUUCUUAGCACUCGGAAGGAGAUAGGAGGAUACAGAUAUGGCAAUGCUUUGGAUGUUUCUCCUUCUGAGGAAGCCUGGAGCAACAGUGGUGCUGUUUCUACUCCAUCUUAUACAAAUUCCAAAAGAAAUGGUGUCAUAUCUCUUUUGGAGAUUGAUUCUGCUACAGAGGAUUUGGGAGCAUUGAGAUUGUCAUCAAAACCGGUAUCAGGCAACAAUCAGAGUGAUAUUUCACCAAUGCAUAGUUUGAGCUUCAAAUUUGGUUGCCAACCUACACCAACACCUUUGAACUCCAUUGAUCUCAACUGCUUCAAAAGAUCUAGAUGUGAUGAUCACUCUGAGGUAGAGAAAAGGGAGAACUUAUUAGCAUCAGGUGCAAGGAUAUCUUGGCGAGAUGGACUUCUUAGUAGGAUCUUUGAGAUGGGUGAAUUGGAUUCUUAUCACAGUUUCUUUGAUGUUGAUAAAGAUGUUGAUUAUCAAAAAGAUGGUGAUGCCAAAUCUGAUUUUGGUUUUAAAUUUGCCUUAGAAAAUGGGAGUUUGUCUGUUGAAAAAGGAAAUGGUUUUGGAUCAUAUGAGUUUCCAGUCGGCAAAAACAAAAUUGUUCAUAAGUGUCCAUCAAAAGUUCCUCUUUUGGAGCCCAUUUCAUUUGCCGAAUCAAUUAGCAUAGAAGAUGGUCUCGUCUCUUCGGGUGAUUCUGAUUGGACACUAUUUUACAAGAAUAAUCUAUUUGAAGUUUG
This is a messenger RNA of Phalaenopsis equestris, 2091 nucleotides long. RefSeq lists its product as uncharacterized. The record is from RefSeq and is a predicted model, not a curated record. NCBI's taxonomy places the organism in Eukaryota, Viridiplantae, Streptophyta, Magnoliopsida, Asparagales, Orchidaceae.